Messenger RNA from Camellia sinensis, 411 nucleotides. The record is from RefSeq and is a predicted model, not a curated record. Lineage: Eukaryota; Viridiplantae; Streptophyta; Magnoliopsida; Ericales; Theaceae.
AUGAAACCGCCGACCUUCUUGGGUGUCAUUGAACCAUUGAAGGCAGAAACCUGGUUGCUGGAAAUGAAAAAGUUAUUUGAAGUAUUCCCUUGCUCUGUAACUCAAAAAGUUCUUUUGGCUACCUACACCCUAAAGGAUGAAGCCCGGAGAUGGUGGCUGUUGGUUCGAAAUAACAACGGGGAUAUGACAUGUGCACAAUUCAAUGAGAUAUUCUACAACAAAUACUUUCCCCAAUGCUUCAGGGACCGAAAAGUUUUUGAAUUUCAAGAACUUAAGCAAGGGAAGAUGUCCGUAGCUGAGUACAAGGCUAAGUUCACCGAGUUGGCCAGAUUUGCUCCUCACAUGGUGGACACAGAUUAUAAGAAAGCACGAAAGUUCGAGGGAGGACUAGAUUUGGAAAUAUUUGAUUGA